AUCAAGGAAAUAAUAUGGAGAAGUUUCCAUUGAAAGGUACAUCAUCGCUGAGUAAUUUUAGUCAUAAUACCGCUGUUUCUUCUGCUGUUUUGGGUACGACCUACAACUCUGUUUCAGCUGCUCAGAAUUAAACUGUCUGAAGAAACUAUUUAUUUACCUAAACUACUAAGGACUGAGGUGUAUUUAAAUUAAGUUGGACUAUUAAAAAACAAAAAAAAAAUAAAAUACAAUUUUAUUUAAUGAUAUUAAUAAUAAUAAAAUAACACCACGUAUCUCGAAUUAAAAUUGACUAAAAACCGCUCGGGUGCUGGGGAUAUCAGCAGUCAGCGGUUGAUACCAGAAAUAUUUUUUUCAAACACUAGAUUAUUGUUUUCAUUGCUGAUAAAAUGUAUUGUUAUUAUUUCUUCAAUUUCUUUUUUUCUUAUCUUGAUAAUGACCCUCUGCACGCUUUCUCACCUACAAAAAUAUGUUUAUUUGAGAUUGGCUGGUUUGUUUUAAUUUACGUACUUGCAUGCUGUAAUUACGUACAAUUACAACGAAUGGUCUUGAUGGUAAUGGUGACGCUCGGCUGAGAAGCAGUGCUCUAAAUCGUGCUGGAAGCUUGAGCAGCGAAGACGAUAUGGGUGAUCAGAGUCAUCAAGCUAGUUCCAACACUGGGAACAAUGCUUACCUAGAACGUAGCUUACGUUUAGAUGAUGCCUCAUCUCAUUUUUCGGCAGAAGCAGAUGACAUCCCAGGAAUUGGCCAGUAUGAGGAUUUCCACACGAUCGAUUGGCAGCGAGAUAUCGCACGAGAUCGGAUGCGACAUCGGUACAUCGUGAAGAAAAAACACGAUUCUAUUUGGGACCUAGUUAAGGGAGCUCACGACGCAUGGUCUGGAUGGCUGUGUGUUCUUUUAGUCGGCUUAUUUACUGGAGUCGCUGCUGGUGUUGUUGAUAUUGGAGCAUCUUGGAUGACCGACCUUAAAUUCGGUAUAUGUCCUGGUGCUUUCUGGUUAAAUAAAGAACAAUGUUGCUGGAGUUACAGUGACUCGAUUUUCGAUGAUGGAAAUUGUUCCCAGUGGAUGGAGUGGGCUGAAAUUUUCGGCCAGUCAAAAGAAGGCGCAGGACAUUAUAUAGUUUCUUAUUUCUUUUAUAUAGCGUGGGCUUUACUAUUUGCAUCACUAUCUGCAUCUCUUGUCAGGAUGUUUGCUCCUUAUGCAUGUGGCUCUGGUAUUCCAGAGAUAAAAACAAUACUCAGUGGUUUUAUUAUUCGUGGAUACUUGGGUAAAUGGACGUUGAUAAUUAAGUCAGUUGGUCUAAUCCUCUCAGUAUCUGCUGGAUUGAGUUUGGGUAAAGAAGGCCCAAUGGUUCAUAUUGCCUGUUGUAUAGGAAAUAUAUUUUCUUACUUAUUUCCAAAGUACGGAAGAAAUGAGGCUAAAAAGAGGGAAAUUUUGUCAGCCGCUGCAGCUGCCGGUGUUUCUGUUGCUUUUGGAGCACCAAUUGGUGGUGUACUUUUCAGUCUUGAAGAAGUGAGUUAUUACUUUCCUUUGAAAACAUUAUGGCGAUCGUUCUUUUGUGCCUUGAUAGCAGCUUUCGUAUUACGUUCAAUUAAUCCAUUCGGCAACGAACACUCGGUAUUAUUUUACGUCGAGUACAAUAAACCCUGGAUAUUUUUUGAAUUAAUACCAUUUGUAAUGCUUGGAAUUAUUGGAGGAGUAAUUGCAGCAUUAUUCAUUAAAGCGAACUUAUUUUGGUGUCGCUAUCGAAAAACGUCAAAGCUUGGUCAAUAUCCAGUCACUGAAGUUUUAGUUGUUACUGUAAUAACAGCAGUGAUAGCAUUUCCAAACCCGUAUACAAAAAUGAGUACGAGUCAAUUGAUAUACUUACUAUUUAGAAAAUGUGGUGUAUCAAACAGUGACAUGCUGUGUGACUAUCAGCGAAAUUUCACGAAUUUCAAUUCAACAAUAGAAACUGCCGGAGCUGAACCAGGAGUUUACAAAGCCGUAUGGUUUUUAGUACUGACAUUAAUAAUGAAACUAGUCAUGACAGUAUUCACAUUCGGUAUUAAAGUACCAUGUGGAUUAUUCAUACCGUCAUUAUGUCUUGGAGCAAUUGUUGGACGAAUUGUUGGUAUUGGAAUGGAACAGCUCGCAUAUAAUUAUCCUCAUAUUUGGAUGUUUAGCGAAGAGUGUAGUAUCGGCACUGAUUGUAUAACACCUGGUUUAUAUGCUAUGGUUGGUGCAGCAGCUGUACUGGGAGGUGUUACACGUAUGACAGUGUCUCUCGUUGUAAUAAUGUUUGAAUUGACCGGUGGAGUAAGAUAUAUUGUUCCACUAAUGGCAGCUGCUAUGGCCAGUAAAUGGGUCGGCGAUGCGCUCGGUAAACAGGGAAUAUAUGACGCGCAUAUUGGACUCAAUGGAUACCCAUUUUUGGACAGUAAAGACGAAUUUCAGCAUACAACACUUGCUGCUGACGUUAUGCAGCCAAAGCGUAAUGAAACAUUACACGUAUUAACUCAAGAUUCAAUGACCGUCGAGGACGUAGAGAAUCUUUUAAAAGAAACAGAACAUAAUGGAUUUCCUGUAAUAGUAUCCAAAGAGUCACAGUAUCUUGUGGGUUUUGUUUUACGGCGUGAUUUAAAUCUUGCCAUUGCUAAUGCUAAAAAAAUAAUGGACGGUAUAACAAGGCAGUCAUUAGUUAUCUUUACUAGUGGUAAUAAUUUACCAGUUCACACAUCAACGCCUUUGAAAUUGAAGAAAAUACUAGAUAUGGCGCCUAUUACUAUUACUGAUCAAACUCCGAUGGAAACAGUCGUUGAUAUGUUUAGAAAAUUAGGUCUACGUCAAACACUUGUAACUCACAAUGGACGACUAUUGGGAGUGAUUACGAAAAAAGAUGUUUUACGACACGUAAAACAGCUAGAUGACGAAGACCCCAAUUCAGUGUUAUUUAAUUAAAAUUUAUCAUUACCUCAUAAAAUCAUUUUGCAUAUAAAAAAGGAACAAAUUUUAAAAAUCUCUAUUUUUUUUCAUCGUUACAUCACACUUCCAGGAAAUAUUACUUCCUUAAGAUUUCAUUUUUUUUUAUAUUUAUUUCAUACUAAAGUCAUCUAUUGAUUAUUAAUGACAUAAAUAUAUAGCGACGAUAUUAAUUAAUUAGUUAGUUACUUUAAAAUCAUCUGAAUAAGUAUUCUGCAGUAAUUAUUAUUUAAUUAAAAAAUCACGAAAGCUAGAAAUUUAUACUUUUAGACGCUAUGAGCUAUGAAACAAUUUCGUCCAACUUAUGAUCAAUUUAUUAGGCGUUAUUCAUGACUACAAUUAUAUAAAUAUGAUAAAGUAAUUAAUGAGUGUACAGGUGUGCUCGAAAUUCAAAAGUAAACAUACUUUUUUUCUUCAUUAUUAUUAUUAAUAUUAUUAUUCUUCAUGUUAUACUAAUUAUAAAUAAUUAAAUAUUAAUUGCGUAUUCUAUUGUAAUAUUUGGAAAAUUGUACAUAAUAAUUGCAACAAAAAUUGUCCAUUAAAUAAAUAUAAUAUUAAAUCAUA
Messenger RNA from Cotesia glomerata, 3523 nucleotides. RefSeq names its product H(+)/Cl(-) exchange transporter 5 (gene ClC-c). Gene Ontology annotation, biological process: transmembrane transport; chloride transport. The transcript has 12 exons. Gene Ontology annotation, cellular component: membrane; Golgi apparatus; early endosome. Gene Ontology annotation, molecular function: voltage-gated chloride channel activity. The coding region runs from base 620 to 2938 and encodes 772 amino acids. NCBI's taxonomy places the organism in Eukaryota, Metazoa, Arthropoda, Insecta, Hymenoptera, Braconidae. The record is from RefSeq and is a predicted model, not a curated record.